CGAUACGACCGAAUCCUCUGUACUACCAGCAAACAAAGCUUCUAGAGAUAUAGAAAAUAAGAUGAAUUAGGGUUUAGAUUAUAGUUAGGGUUGUGAAUUUCCCCCUUUUUAAAUCAUUUCUUUGCUUGUUUGAAGUUGAAUCGAUGGAGCCUUGCGUCGGUAAUAAGUUCCGGCUUGGUCGUAAGAUCGGCAGCGGCUCUUUCGGAGAGAUCUAUCUGGGUACUAACAUUCAGACAAAUGAAGAGGUUGCCAUUAAGCUUGAAAAUGUGAAGACUAAGCAUCCUCAGUUGUUAUAUGAAUCAAAGUUAUACAGGUUCCUGCAGGGAGGAACUGGGAUUCCAAAUUUGAGAUGGUUCGGAGUUGAGGGAGACUAUAAUGUUCUGGUUAUCGAUUUGCUUGGACCCAGUCUUGAAGAUCUAUUCAAUUUUUGCAGUAGGAAACUCUCAUUAAAGUCAGUUCUCAUGCUUGCAGAUCAAAUGAUCAACCGUGUUGAAUUUUUUCAUUCAAAAUCUUUCCUACAUCGUGAUAUUAAGCCGGAUAACUUUCUCAUGGGAUUGGGGAGGCGUGCUAAUCAGGUCUACAUCAUUGACUAUGGUCUGGCUAAGAAAUAUAGAGACAGUUCAACCCAUCAACACAUUCCAUACAGGGAAAAUAAGAAUCUGACUGGAACUGCAAGAUAUGCAAGCAUGAAUACACACUUGGGCAUCGAGCAAAGCCGUAGAGAUGAUUUAGAGUCACUCGGAUUUGUGCUUAUGUAUUUCCUAAGAGGAAGCCUUCCUUGGCAAGGCCUGAAAGCUGGAAAUAAGAAACAGAAGUACGAGAAAAUUAGUGAGAAGAAGGUUUCUACCUCAAUUGAGGCCUUAUGUCGAGGUUAUCCUACAGAAUUUGCAUCAUACUUCCAUUAUUGUCGUUCACUAAGAUUUGAUGAUAAGCCAGACUAUGCUUAUCUCAAAAGAAUAUUCCGUGACCUCUUUAUCCGUGAAGGCUUCCAGUUCGAUUAUGUAUUUGAUUGGACCAUAUUGAAGUACCAGCAAUCACAAUUGACAACUCCUCCAGCUCGAGCCCUUGUGAGUGGCGUUGGUGCUGGAACAAGUUCUCCCAUGCCCCCUGCUAUUGCCAAUGCUGACAGACACACAGCUGGGACGGACAUGCGAGCCACUGGUUUAUUAUCCAUGGAUUCCUCUCGGCGGAGAACAUCAGGACCAUUGAUGAAUUCUGGAAAUCUUGCAAAACAGAAGAGUCCAGUUGCAAAUGAUCCUUUUGUGGGGCAUUCAGGUGGAUCUUCUUCCCGGCGAGUUGCUGUUUCUAGCAGUCGUGAUGCUUUAGCUGGUAGUGAGGUCGACCCACAACGUUCUCAUGCAGCCUAUGCUAGCUCUGGAACACUGCAAAAAAGUUCAAGCCGACAGAGAAGUCCUGUUGAAUCUGUUGACCCUAAGUGGACAAUGUCUGCUAGAAAUACCUCUCAUGUCAAGAACUUUGAAGCUGCCCUCAAGGGAAUCGAAGGCCUGCAAUUUGAAAGCGAUGAAAGAAUUCAUUAUUAAACGCUCAGCUAUAAAAACUGUUGUAAAACAUGAAAUGGUUGAUGUACUAAUACAUUUUCCAUCAGAGUAUGGGGGAGGUCGAGUUUUCGAGGGAUUGGUAACUCGGUGCUCUUGAUUUGGAACCGAGUGCAGUGCACACCCAAAGCAUAAAUUUCUGAUCCUCUGAUUAUAGAAAACUUGUGAAGUUAAAAUUUGAGUGCUUCGAUUUCGAAGUUGUUGGCUGUCAAAGUUUAGAAGUGUUGUGGCAUGGUAUGGUUAUUUUCUUACAAGCAGUUUUUAACUCCCUGUUUCUGUGGUGUUAAUUUCCUCCUGAGAU
Messenger RNA from Hibiscus syriacus, 1857 nucleotides. RefSeq names its product casein kinase 1-like protein 1. The coding region runs from base 144 to 1541 and encodes 465 amino acids. The record is from RefSeq and is a predicted model, not a curated record. The transcript is spliced from 14 exons. Gene Ontology annotation, molecular function: ATP binding; protein serine/threonine kinase activity. Gene Ontology annotation, biological process: peptidyl-serine phosphorylation; endocytosis; signal transduction. Lineage: Eukaryota; Viridiplantae; Streptophyta; Magnoliopsida; Malvales; Malvaceae. Gene Ontology annotation, cellular component: cytoplasm; nucleus.